UAGGAAUCGGAGGUAUUAGCCCGAAAACCCGUUUACUCUCUCUCCGCGUCUUCUCUGUCUAGAUUUCAUCUUCCAAUCAAAUCACUCGUUAAAAAAAGCAGCUCCUCUGUACUCUCUCUCUCUCACUAGGGUUCUCAACUCUGAGCUCUCUCGAUCUGCUCUGUUUAUAGCAUCAAUGCUUUUGCCGGCUUUGAAAUGAAGGUUCCAGCGAUGCUGAAACAAAGAGUACUAAAAUGAGCCAGAUAGAGGUAUCCGAAAUGAGGCAAAAACAGCAGCCUGUUGCACUCGGGACUCUGAUUGGUCGAGAACUUAGGGGUGAGAAGUUGGACAAGCCGACUGUGAAAUAUGGGCAAGCUGCACUUGCUAAGAAAGGAGAGGACUAUUUCUUGAUCAAGCCCGAUUGCCAAAGGGUUCCGGGCGACCCGUCUAUGUCCUUUUCAGUUUUUGCGAUAUUUGAUGGGCAUAACGGCAUAUCAGCUGCAAUAUUUGCUAAGGAGAAUUUGCUGAACAAUGUCUUGAGUGCUGUUCCCCAAGGACUUGAUCGUGAAGAAUGGCUUCAAGCCCUUCCCAGGGCUUUAGUAGCUGGGUUUGUGAAAACCGACAUCGAGUUUCAGCAGCGAGGCGAGACAUCUGGAACAACUGUUACGUUUGUCGUGAUCGAUGGCUGGACUGUGACAGUUGCAUCUGUUGGAGAUUCUCGUUGCAUAUUGGACACUGUUGGUGGGGUUGUGUCUCUCCUUACAGUUGACCACCGGCUGGAGGAGAAUGUUGAGGAGCGGGAGCGUGUGACGGCCAGCGGAGGUGAGGUUGGAAGGCUUAAUGUUUUCGGGGGCAGUGAGGUUGGUCCAUUACGUUGCUGGCCUGGUGGAUUGUGUCUCUCAAGGUCCAUUGGUGAUACGGAUGUCGGCGAGUUUAUCGUCCCAAUUCCUCAUGUCAAGCAAGUCAAGCUCUCAAAUGCUGGGGGGAGGCUCAUUAUAGCUUCUGACGGUAUAUGGGAUGCGUUGUCAUCAGAUAGUGCUGCUCAGGCUUGUCGGGGUUUACCUGCAGAUCUUGCUGCAAAGUUGGUCGUUAAGGAGGCGCUUAGGUCACGGGGUUUGAAAGAUGAUACAACUUGCUUGGUUGUUGAUAUUAUUCCAUCAGAGCGUCCCAUUUUGCCCCCAACGCCAAAAAAGAAGCAAAAUAUACUGAGUUCACUUAUUUUUGGGAGGCGAGAACAUAACUCCGCAAAAGGAACUAAUAAUAGGCUGUCCACCGUUGGAGUUGUUGAGGAAUUGUUUGAAGAGGGUUCUGCAAUGCUUGCUGAGAGGCUGGGUAAAGAUUUCCCUUUGGACCCAAAUUCUGGACUCUUUAGAUGUGCUAUUUGCCAAGUGGAUCAGCCACCUAACGAGGGUUUGUCCGUGAACUCGGGCCCAUUUUUUUCUCCCUCGUCCAAGCCAUGGGAGGGUCCUUUCCUCUGUGCAAGUUGUCGCAGAAAGAAAGACGCCAUGGAAGGGAAAAAAUCGACCAAAUCGACAGUUACUGCAUGAAUCUGGUAAAAAACAAUAGUAAAUAUAAAUAUGAAAAAUUAUUUUAAAUUUUUUGUGCUUGCUUUGAAUUUUCAUCCAAAGUGAUUGAAGCGGAUGUUUGUAAGACGUGAUUUUAGCUACCUGGUAGAUGUUUUAGGAAAGCUAUUUGUACUUUUUUU
Molecule: messenger RNA, 1684 nt
Organism: Striga asiatica
Lineage: Eukaryota; Viridiplantae; Streptophyta; Magnoliopsida; Lamiales; Orobanchaceae
Source: the annotation of a GenBank genome assembly